UUGAAAUUGAAAAAGAAAAAAUGAGGACCCAAUAAUCCAGAAUCGAAGUGCAGAAGGUGGAGUCCCUAAUCUUUGAAUCAAGAGGAUGAUGAUGAAGCUUCGAAGCUGGAACAAGCCCAUACCCAAUCUCCUUCAGAGACCUCAACGAUCUAUGCCAUUACCUUGCCUCUUCUGUACCAAAAGCCCUUCCCCGCUCUUCUCUUCCACUCCUCCGCCCACAUCGCCUGCUCUUCUUGACAAAAUCUUAACCAUACGAGACCCUAAAAUCUCUGUUAUUCCGGUACUGGAAAAGUGGGUCGGCGACGGACGAGCGAUUGGGAAACAGGAACUUCAGUCGCUUGUUCGCCUCAUGAAGAGCUUCCGCCGCUUCAAUCACGCUCUAGAGAUAUCUCGAUGGAUGACGGAUCGAAGAUACUUUAAUUUAUCGUCGAGCGAUGCUGCGAUGAGGCUGGAUUUAAUCCGUAUAGUUCAUGGUCUGGAACACGCAGAACAUUACUUCAAUAGUAUAUCAUCCCAGUUGAGAACUUCUAAUGCUUAUGGCGCUCUUCUCUGUAGUUAUGUGCGAGAGAGAUCAGUUGAGAAAGCUGAAGCCAUUAUGCAAGAAAUGAGAAACUUGGGGUUUGCUACUACGUCGUUUCCGUAUAACGUGCUAAUUAACCUCUACGCUCAGGUCGGGCAGCAUCAUAAGAUUGAUCUAUUGAUUCAAGAAAUGGAAAUGAAGGGAAUACCUCAAGAUAUCUACACUGUUAGAAAUCUUAGUGCAGCUUAUGUUGCUAAUGCAGACAUUUCUGGUAUGGAAAAGAUCCUCAAAAGGAUUGAGGAGAAUUCUGAAUUCAGAGCUGAUUGGAGAAUUUAUUCAAUUGCUGCUAGUGGAUAUCUAUCAGCUGGGUUGGAAACAGAGGCUCUCUCCAUGCUGAAGAAAAUGGAGGAGAAGAUUCCACCGCGUAAGAACAAAUCGGCGUUUGAGUUUCUACUGUCGCUUUAUGAACGAGCAGGUCGUAAGGACGAACUUUACAGGGUUUGGAGUACGUUCAAGUCAACAAUUAAACAAAUAGAUGUGCCAUAUGCUUUAAUGAUCACAUCUCUAGUGAAACUUGAUGAUAUUGAAGGGGCUGAAAGGAUUUUCCAGGAGUGGGAAUCAAAGUGCACAUUCUAUGAUUUUCGAGUAUUGAAUCGACUUCUGGUUGCUUAUUGCAGAAAAGGUCUUUUUGAUAAGGCGGAAUCGCUCGUUAACCGUGCAGUGAUGGGAAGAACUCCAUAUGCUAGCACGUGGAGCGUGUUAGCUAUGGGAUACGUCGAACACGGGCUCAUGAGCAAAGCAGUUGAGAUGUUGAAGAGAGCUAUGUUAGUUGGAAGGCAGGAUUGGAAACCAAACCAAGACAUUUUGGAAGCCUGUCUGAAUUACUUGGAAGAGCAAGGAGAUGGAGAAACAAUGGAAGAAAUGAUACAACUAUGCAGAAGCUCGGGAUCGAUAACGAAGGAGAUGUACUACAGAUCGCUGAGGACUUCCAUUGCAGGUGGAAAACCAGUGCUCAACAUUCUAAACCAGAUGGAGAUGGAUGGUUUUUCUGUUGAUGGAGAAGUGCACAAAAUCCUGGGAACUAAGACCAACUUGUAGUGAUUGGUAAAAUUCUUUUAGGCUCAUCGCAAGUCUCAGCACUAUAAAAUCGUUGACAGAGGCUAUGGUUGAAACACAAGACCAGCUCUUCUCGUGAUUGGUAAAAUUCCACUUGUUUUGGGUCCUUAAAGAAUUUCAAAUGUAAAUUUGGAUUGCCACUGCAAAUCCUCUUCAUUUUCUAUUUUGUUAGUAGAAUAGGCGAAUCCAAGAGUCCACCGCUAGCCGAUAUUGUCUUA
This is a messenger RNA of Cucurbita pepo subsp. pepo (vegetable marrow), 1854 nucleotides long. Its product is annotated as pentatricopeptide repeat-containing protein At2g20710, mitochondrial. Gene Ontology annotation, cellular component: mitochondrion. Lineage: Eukaryota; Viridiplantae; Streptophyta; Magnoliopsida; Cucurbitales; Cucurbitaceae. The record is from RefSeq and is a predicted model, not a curated record. Gene Ontology annotation, molecular function: protein binding.